AUGGAUGGAAAUGGAUGGGGCGAUGAAAGUUUUGAUGCUGAAUUAGCUGGUGGUUGGGGAGAAACAUCUUUCGUGGAGCCUAAUGAAACCAGAGGAAAUCAACGUGUUGAAAAAGUGCCUUUUCCUGCUACUGUCAGAGAUCUCAGUCAGUUGGCAAACAAUGAAGAAAAAAUAACAGCGGGAAAAUAUACUUUCACGACGAUUCGUGUUGUUGGUCGUGUAAAAUCAUCAUUACAAACAGAUGGGGGGCAAUCUGUCGAGUAUAUUCUAGCUGAUUAUCAUGAUCCAAAUGCUACAUUUCUUGUCAUUCACUAUAAAGGCGUGCUAGCUAGCGCUGCGACUAAUUCUGAUACGAUAGUUGAAGGGACCGAUGUUUCUGUUGUUGGAAAGAUGCGAAGUUUCAGUGAGCGACUUUGUAUCGUUGCUUUUGAUGUACGAGAAAUAGAAGAUAAAAGAGAACUCGACGCUUUUCAUUUAGAAGCUCGAUUGGCGCGACUUUAUUACACAAAGGAUGUUCCAGAUUUGGCUUUAACAGAAAAAUGGGCAAGCAUAUCUGAAGGUACAAUGUUGCGGAUAAAUACAGAAGCUGUAGGAUAUGCUGGAAAUCAACCUAGUGAUUGGAACAGCUCUAUAAAAUCUAAUUCUGGAGCUUCAGGAAGUUCCGGAAUUUCUCACAGUACAAGUCGUUUGGUUCCUGAUAGUAGUUGUCGUGGAUUGACUGGUCAAAAAGCUGAAAUAUUUAAAUAUUUGCGUAAAAAUGGUGACCCAAUAAUUGGAGCCAGCAUUGAUAACAUUCGUAUGGGCAUCCCAAGAAAUCUUUUCGAUCCUUCAAAUUUUGCUGCUGAUAUGGAAUAUCUAGCUUCGGAAGGUUUAAUUUAUGCCACCUCAGAUGACGAUCACUAUGCAGCUAAUGCUUGA
Messenger RNA from Thelazia callipaeda (thelaziosis nematode), 918 nucleotides. NCBI's taxonomy places the organism in Eukaryota, Metazoa, Nematoda, Chromadorea, Rhabditida, Thelaziidae. The record is from the annotation of a GenBank genome assembly.